UUGAAGCGCCCGUAUACGUAAGAAUGUAAUCGGCUCGGCGAGAACUACUCCGGCCGUCGCUCGCACGUCCCGUGGAAUUCAUCGUUUCUGCCGUGGUGGCACGCGAGAAAUCGUAAUAAUCAUAGUCGCGGGGGAUGGGAGGGCACACGUCGCGCCCGAUUCGCGCGCGAGAAGUACGUCUCAGCCCUUAAACGAGGGGAAAGAGUGCCGUCGAGGACGAAGACGGUACCGCCGAACCCCGAGAUCGAUCCCCCUCGUUCACGCGCAUCCCGGACCGCAUUUACAGUACAAUCGUGCUGUCAGCUUCGGUUAUUAUUGACCGUAAGACGAGGUAUUGAUCGGCUUGUUCCCUUGAGUGACGUGCAACGUGGUAUCGAAUCGGUGCUCGGCAGCGAAUUCGGCACUAGAAUCGAUAGUCUACGCGAGCCUGUCUGUCUCUCCGAUUUCGCCACCCGCGUCUGCCGCGAGCAGCGGUAUAAAAUUUAUAUUUGAUCGCUACGUGACUUGGUGACUGGAAUCCGCUUAUCUCUCCCCGCUGCUCGUUCCAUUGAAUAGUAUUACUGCAAUGGUAUUACUUGCGCGCCGAGCUUAUAUCGGGCUCUAAUGGCAGGCGAUCGGCUCCACGGAACGAAACCGGGUAUUCAUUGAUGCCGGUAAUGCACGCGGCUCGACUGUAUACGAGCCACGCGCGGUGUCCUGGCAUCGGCACACCUAUUACACCGUCAACUACGUACUACAACGGCAUCGUAUCUCCCGCGGGAAGAGCGAUAUUCUGUUAAAUCGAUAACGAAUGAUGACAGAACCACGUGCUGCGGCAUGCGACUUGUACCAAGUCGCUCCUGGCCCUAUUUUGGCAUUCGAUAUUCGAAGCUGGCAUGCCUGAAGAGUAUACGCGUCACGUUGCGUCGGGAUAUCGUCGGGAUACAGCCGCGCUGUACGAUCCUUUGUUUCUCUUUCCCUCCUCCCCCGUCCGUCGGGAGGCCGGGAUAGGAUAUACUUAAAUGGCGCAGGAAGUUCCUGAGACAACGUACGAGCCGGAAGUCGAAGAAGACGCGAGGAGAAAGCGCGAGCGCCGUGUUGUUCAGGAGGGCACGGCGUUAUGGAGGCGACGGAAGGAGGAGCUGCAACGUCAAAAGCACCGCGAGCAACGUGAACUACAGGAAAUUCUGGCCAAUUACUCGCCGUGGGGUAAACCAGGUGGCGGCGCACCCUGCGCGGCUACUCUGAGAAAGAAAAACGUGCCUCUGGAGCCGCUCGAGCCGCCGGGAUAUCACAGUUUCGGUCAGCUGGUGCAUCCUUCGCCGUGGGGACGGCCUGGUCCUGGCGGAGCUCCUUGGAGGGAUCCCAAGUCGCUGGGUGUGCGCUUCCUCGAAUCCAUGGGUUGGACGAGCAACUCCACGAUCGACAGACUAUACAAGAGGAACACGGACCCUCCGGCUGUUGUGGACGUGAAUAAAUUCUACGAUGACAGGGCGUCGCCAGGUAUCGCUUCGGAAACACAACCGGUGCAGGACCCGAGGAAUUUCUACAAGGAGGAGGUUCAGGUGUACGAGCUUACGGGUGGUGUCGAAUUGGUACCUUUGUUAACCAGCAGACGCCAUCAGUCGUAUCCGCAGACCAGGCGCUACCUCGCCACGGAUGCCACUCGUCCGGGAUACACGAUAGAAUCGUUUCGCGCGCUCGGUGUUGGCAAUCGAGAAUACAUCGCGGAUCUCGCCGAGCAAAUACGUCGUAAGCGGGACAGGGCGUUGGAGGAACGGCGGAUCGAACAGGAGAGUUGUCGUAGGCACUUCGAUACUUGGAAAAGGCUAUGGGGUAGACCGGGCCACGGUGCCCCCAUAGAUCACGCGCGGCGGAACAAUCUCUACAACAUCCUCCAUCGACCGGCUAUCUAUUGAAUUUCCCUGUAAAGCGUUUCGCCUUCGAGCGAGCGUAAAAGGCGGAGGUGACUCCGUCUCUCUACAAAAUGCCGCCUUUUAUUAUACGAAAGGAGUGGAGGCUAUUAGAUACUGGCGACGAAACGCGAGAUAGGGAGUAUCGUUUCCACAGGGGAUGGUAGCUGGGCAUAAUGCAUAAAUAGCUUUCAGUUCUUCUUCGCAGGAUGAUCGCGUGCCCGAUGUGCAUAAUAUCAUCCCUCAUUGAAUGCAGAUUAAAAUCUCUUAUGUGAACCGUUUAUUUUCAAAGUCACGUAAAUCAAGUUGUGUAACGUAUGCAGUGUAACUAAAAUUUGGGUGCAAUGUUUGAUUCAUCGGUCUUAAAUAAGAUUUUAACGAAGAUUAUUUACAUUAUUUUCAAAAUAAGCUGUUCAUAUAGUGCAUAUCAGAAAUAUACAUAUUAAAAGAAAAAUGUAUAGUAAUGAAAAUUAUAAUUUUUAUUGAAAGUAUCUUUCAACGUUGCUAAUAUUCAAUAUGUAACUACGCUGCGUAAUUAUAAAAUCAAAUGUUGCGAAGGAAAAAGGUAGUCAAAGAUUGUAUAAGAGGCAGUAGAGUAUUAGAAAAAAAAUAUGUUUUUUUUAGCGUCGGCGUCCUUUGUUUCUUAUGAACCGACUUGACAUGAAAAAGCGAAGAGUAUAUCGAACAACCUAUUAAAUUUCAUGAAAGCCUUGCAAGAGAGUGAAGGGCAGCUUGAUAAACCAGGACUAUGAGUGCCGCCGCGAUUGACCAGACCUCAAAGGAGCAAUCUCGUGAGAAUCUAGUUGCUGUAUGCGGGUCGAUAGGUUUUAAAUUUCAUGAACACCAAGGAACGGCCAUUUGAAUAUAUGUAUGUAUAGGUGCAUGUGAUAACGCGCGCAGUACCCGUGAAAGAAACGUUUCUCAUCAUCAGUCAUCGUGUCGCUGAAAUCUGGCUACAUGUUACUUCACUUUUCUUAUCUUUAUCUAAAGGAAAUUCAUGUAAUUUAAAUCUCUUGACUUAGAAAACGCUUGUAAAACAACAACUUGGAACGUUCGUUUAACAUUUUAGAGUUAAGUAAAGUAUACUAAAAUGUCGUUUUAAAAUGCGUACGUCAGUACUUAUUUUUAAAAAUUUAGACGCAAAAAUUUAGUCGUUAAUAAAAGCUUUUACUGAAUUUAUUAAAAAUUUACACACGGAAAUUUAAUAACUAACAAAAGUUCACUUUUGUUUCACAAUCAGUCGUCAUAUUUAAGCUGGUAUUAAAGUUACGUUAUUAUAAAACGAAAGCAAUAUUUAAGAAAGAAAAUUCCGUUAUGAUUAAAUGAAGAAGAAAAAUGUAACAUUCUUUUGGCUUUGAUUCUGACUCUAUGUAUAGAAGUAUAGAAUAUCAGAGAUAAUUCUAUUCUGCUCAUUAAUAACUUAAAAUUUUUUAAUACGUUUUGUUCGUAGUUGUUGUAAUUAAUUAAUGCUCAUGCGUUUGCAAGGCAAUGUAAUUUCGGAUAAGCACGCUGUUGUGUUUGCGGCGGUGAGAUGCAUUUUUAACGAUGCGGCUUGAUGACGUAUAAAAACGUAUAUAAAAUGGUUUCAGCAAUUGUUCAAAUUUUUCUGAAAACAUGUUUUAUGAUCUUAAAUAUUAUAU
Messenger RNA from Temnothorax curvispinosus, 3532 nucleotides. RefSeq lists its product as uncharacterized. The transcript is spliced from 8 exons. Bases 1002 to 1898 code for a protein of 298 amino acids. The record is from RefSeq and is a predicted model, not a curated record. Lineage: Eukaryota; Metazoa; Arthropoda; Insecta; Hymenoptera; Formicidae.